Messenger RNA from Malassezia pachydermatis, 3414 nucleotides. RefSeq names its product carbamoyl-phosphate synthase. The record is from RefSeq and is a predicted model, not a curated record. The transcript has a single exon. Gene Ontology annotation, molecular function: ATP binding; aspartate carbamoyltransferase activity; metal ion binding. Gene Ontology annotation, biological process: 'de novo' pyrimidine nucleobase biosynthetic process; UTP biosynthetic process; L-citrulline biosynthetic process. Bases 1 to 3414 code for a protein of 1137 amino acids. Gene Ontology annotation, cellular component: cytosol; cytoplasm. Lineage: Eukaryota; Fungi; Basidiomycota; Malasseziomycetes; Malasseziales; Malasseziaceae.
AUGGCUAGGCAGCCUAGAGUGCAGUGGGCGCUUCGUCGGUGGACUCACAGCUCUGUGCCAUACUACAGCCCGGCUCCUACCGAGCCGACUAUGGCCACGGAGGCGACGGGCGCUGCUGGCAUUGAGCGCUGGCGUAAAUUCCUGCCGCAUAUGCCCAAGGCAGAUGUCAAAAAGGUGCUUCUUAUCGGCUCUGGUGGUCUGAGCAUUGGCCAGGCUGGUGAGUUUGACUACAGUGGCUCGCAGGCGAUCAAGGCGCUGCGGGAGAGUGGCAUUGAGACCAUCCUGAUCAACCCUAACAUUGCUACGAUCCAGACAAGUCAGGAACUCGCUUCGCGGAUCUAUUUCCUACCGAUUUCGCCGGACUACGUUGCCUACGUCCUGGAGCGUGAGCGCCCCGAUGGUGUGUUCCUCAACUUUGGUGGUCAGAGCGCGCUGAAUGUCGGUGUGAAGCUCGAUGAAAUGGGCGUGUUUGAACGCUUGGGUGUGCAGGUGCUAGGCUCGCAGCCAGACGUGCUGCGCAUGUGUGAGGACCGUGACUUGUUCGUGCAGGCACUGGAUGAAAUCGAUAUCCCCGUGGCUCGUAGCGAGGCGGUAUCGAACGUAAGCGAGGCCUUGCGCGCUGCGAAGGAGAUUGGCUACCCAGUCAUUGUUCGUGCAGCGUAUGCGCUGGGUGGUUUGGGCUCCGGCUUUGCUGACAAUGAGGAAGAGCUGCGGGAUCUGAGCGCUCGCUCGUUGAGUCUAUCGCCGCAGAUCCUAGUCGAGAAGAGUCUGCGCGGCUGGAAAGAGAGUGAGUACGAAGUGCUGCGUGAUCAGCAGGACAAUGCGUUGAUCUGCUGCAACAUGGAGAACUUUGAUCCGCUGGGUAUUCACACAGGUGACUCGAUCGUCGUGGCGCCCAGUCAGACGCUCUCAGAUGACAACUACCACAUGCUGCGUACGGCAGCACUGAAGGUCAUUCGUCAUCUGGGUAUCGUCGGUGAAUGCAACAUCCAGUAUGCCCUCAGCCCCGAUAGCCGCGAGUAUCGCGUGAUUGAGGUCAACCCCCGUCUCUCGCGUUCCUCCGCGCUGGCCUCCAAAGCGACAGGCUAUCCCUUGGCGUACACCGCUGCGAAACUGGCGCUCGGUCACACCCUUCCUGAGCUCCCGAACUCUGUGACCAAGACAACGACGGCCUGCUUCGAGCCGGCACUCGACUACAUUGUGACGAAGAUCCCGAAGUGGGAUCUGUCCAAGUUCCAGCAUGUGAACCGCGAGACAGGCUCAAGUAUGAAGAGUGUUGGUGAAGUCAUGGCGAUUGGACGUACGUUUGAAGAGUCGCUGCAGAAGGCCGUACGUCAAGUGGCGCCAAACUACGACGGCUUCGAUGCGUACGUGCGUCCGGAUGACUUGGACCAUGCAUUGUCUGUACCGACCGACACGCGCUUGUUUGCGAUUGCCUAUGCGAUGCUGGAGAAGAAUUACUCGGUGGAGCGCCUGCAUGAGCUGACCAAGAUCGACCGCUGGUUCCUGUUCAAGCUAGAGAACAUUGUGACGACGCACCGUGAACUGCAGCAGCUGGGUGCCCUGGACCAGGUGCCAUCGGAGCUCAUGCGCACGGCGAAGCAGCGUGGCUUCUCGGAUGUGCAGAUCGCUCGCCUGGUCAACGCGACAGAGGCUGAUGUGCGUGCGGCCCGUAAGGCGAUGGGUAUCACGCCGUUUGUGAAGCGUAUCGACACUGUGGCGGCAGAGUACCCUGCGCAGACCAACUAUUUGUACACGACGUACAAUGCUAGUACGCACGAUGUGGAAUUUGACGACAAUGGCACGAUGGUAUUGGGCUCGGGUGUGUACCGUAUUGGCUCCUCGGUUGAGUUUGACUGGUGUGCUGUGACAUGUGUGCGUCGCAUCAAGGAGAUGGGCCACAAGACGGUGAUGAUCAACUACAACCCGGAGACUGUUUCGACAGACUACGACGAGGCCGACCGUUUGUACUUUGAGGAACUGGGCUUUGAGCGUGUGAUGGACAUUUACGAGAUGGAAGGCGCUACCGGUGCUGUUGUCUCGGUCGGUGGUCAGCUUCCGCAGAACAUUGCGCUGCGUCUUAAGAAUGCGCACGUGAAUGUGUUGGGUACCGACCCGAAAAACAUUGACUCGGCAGAAGACCGUCACAAGUUCUCCCAGAUCCUGGACUCGAUUGGUGUAGACCAGCCUGCGUGGGUCGAGGUGACCGAUGUCGCAAAGGCCAAGGAGUUUGCCGAAGAGGUGGGCUACCCCGUUCUCGUGCGUCCGUCGUACGUGCUCAGUGGUGCUGCGAUGAACGUGAUUUGGGAUGCCUCUACGUUGGAGCACAACUUGACCAUGGCCGCCGAGGUCAACACAGAGCACCCUGUCGUACUGACCAAGUUUAUUCCUAAUGCGCAGGAAAUUGAUGUGGAUGCCGUCGCGCACAAGGGCAAGCUCCUUGUCCACGCUGUUUCGCAGCACGUGGAGAACGCUGGUGUGCACUCGGGUGAUGCCACCUUGGUCCUUCCUCCCUUCUCGCUGCCUCAGGAGGACAUGACGCGUUUGAAGGACAUUGCGGAGCGUGUGGCCAAGGCUUUUGAUAUUAGUGGCCCCUUCAACAUGCAGAUUAUUCGCAAGGAGGAUCAGGCGGCGAACCAGUCGGAACUCAAGGUCAUUGAAUGCAACCUGCGUGCCAGUCGCUCCUUCCCCUUCGUCAGCAAGGUCUUGGGUGUGAACUUUAUCGAUGUCGCUACGGCUGCGAUCAUGAACGAGAACGUUCCAGAGCCUGUGGACUUGAUGGCAAAGCAGUACGACUACGUGGCCAUCAAGGUGCCUCAAUUCUCUUGGACGCGUCUCGCUGGUGCGGAUCCGUUCCUGGGUGUGGAGAUGGCAAGUACCGGUGAAGUAGCCUCGUUUGGUCAGGAUAUUCAUGAGGCUUACUGGGCUUCCAUCGCUUCCACUACUGGUUUCCGUAUCCCUCAGGCCCAAAAGGGUGUGCUAUUAGGCGGUGAUUUGUCUACACCGGAACUGUCAGUGAUUGCGAAGAAGCUGUACAACCUCGGCUUCAAGCUGUACUGCUCUAACCCUGAUGUCGAGGCUGCGCUGAACCGUCUCCCGCAUGUCUCUGCCAAGCGUAUUUGGUUCCCUCUCAAGGAUAAGAGGAAGCUCCGCGAAGUGUUUGACGAGUACGAGAUCCAGUUCGUAAUCAACUUGGCCAAGUACCGCGCGGGCAGCACCACGGAUGAGAACUACGUCGCUCGUCGCAAUGCCGUCGACUUUGGCCUGCCGUUGCUGAAUGAGCCCAAGACAGCACUGCUGUUUGUGGAGACGCUAGAGAAGAAGAUGCCGCAAGGUUGCUUGCUGCCCUAUGAAGAAGGCUCGAUCCCAUUGGAAGUCAAAGCAUGGAGUGAGUUUGUGAAAACAGAUGCAUAA